Chaetomium globosum CBS 148.51 is the source of this 420-nucleotide messenger RNA. RefSeq lists its product as uncharacterized. The transcript has 2 exons. Lineage: Eukaryota; Fungi; Ascomycota; Sordariomycetes; Sordariales; Chaetomiaceae. Bases 1 to 420 code for a protein of 139 amino acids. The record is from RefSeq and is a predicted model, not a curated record.
AUGUUGGUCAAGACGGAGAGCAACAGAACCCUCCAAGGGCACAAGCUCCUCGUCAUCUCCCCCUGGCCUGCCCCGGCUGGGUUCGUCGAGAAGUUGGCCGCCGCAUUCCCCGAUUUGCAGGUCGUGUACCAUCUGCAGCGUUGGACCUCGACGCCGCUCCCACUGGUCACCCUCCCGCCCGGAACAUGGGAUGAUGUGACCAUUUUGAUGACUUUCAGUACCCUGCCGACUCCAGAAGAGGCUCCAAAGCUGCAAUACGUGCAGCUGUUGAGCGCGGGGGUGAACCAUGUGCUUGAGAAGCCCAUGUUCAAGGACACCAAGGCGGCGUUUUGCACCGCUAAUGGCGUGCAUGGAAACAAGGCCGCUGGGACACCAGCUGGCAUGGAAACCAUCGAAGACUCGGCCAACAAAACCAUGUAA